UCGUCAGACGCAUCUGCAACGUUUACGGUGGCAAGUGAUUCGACAGUGGCCAAUUUCCUACAUCAAAAACCUGUCCACUGAUUUUGUGUGAGGUGAAAAUUUGUCGUCAUGAUACUGCAAAACCAUCUCGAGCGUGGUGCUCGCGUAAAAGUGGGCCAGUUUUUUGGCACCGUGCGAUACGUGGGCGAGGUACCGAACACGGAAGGUGAAUGGAUCGGUAUCGAGUGGGACGAUCCUGUCCGGGGCAAACAUUCGGGCACCAUCAACGGGGUGCAGUAUUUCCAAACAAGAGCACCGAACGCUGGUUCGAUGAUACGCAGCGAGAAGCUGACCAAGUUCCAAACACUACAGCAAGCCAUCACAGAGAAGUACAUCGUUACCGAGGACACGCUGCAGCUCGAUUCGGAGAUGAUACAGGCGGUGCAAAAGCAACUGCACGCGUCCCUGUUCGAGAUCGUUGGGAUGGAAAAGAUCGGGGGAAAGCAGAGUAAUCUGCAGCAUUUGGUGGACGUAUCGGUACGCUAUUGCCCCGUGAGCGCGGCCGGAGACUUGAGCAGUCUCGUAAAUUUAGAGAUGCUGGAUGUAUCCUCGACGUUGCUCUGGAACUGGUCGGUCGUGGGCAACAUUGCCGAGCAGAUUCCGACACUGAGGGAGCUGAACCUUUCCAAUAACCGGUUUGUGGAUCCGUACGAGGAACAGAUCAGCGUGUUGGCUCAAAAGUUUGUAAACAUUCGUACGAUAAUCCUGAAAAAUUGCAGUAUCGGCUCGUGGACCGAGCUGGUCCGGCUCGCCCGCAUGUGGCCCGGUAUUGAGAACCUGCUGCUCGAGCAGAACGACAUUCGCUACAUCGAGGACGAGGCGCCGUACAUUGUCGCACUCAGCCGACUGAAGCAUCUCGACCUCCAAGGCAAUGCCGUGCGGGAUCCCGACUCGGUCCGCAAUCUGGGCCGACUGCCCGCACUGGAGGAACUGGUGCUGACCGGAAACGGCAUCCGGGAGCUAACGUUCUCCGAAGACUGUCCACACAACGAGAAGGUGGACCUGUUCCGCAACCUGCGCACCAUCUACCUGCGGGACAAUCCGCUCCAAGAUCAAUGCCACGUAUUCAACGAGCUGGACAAACUGGCCCACCUCGAGCACGUCAUGGUCGAUCCGGAUCCGUCGGUCAGCUACGAGGAAACGGUGGCGCGCAUUGUCGGUUCGAUCGCCGGACUGCGGAUGUUCAACCGGUCGACGAUCAGCGAGAAGCUACGCCGUGAUUCCGAGUGCGACAUGUGGAAACUGUACGCGCACCAGUGGGUGGAGGUGCGCAAUGAUGCGCAACAGCUGAAGGCGUUCUUCAAGUCGCAUCGAAUGUAUCCGCGCGUGAUGGAGCGGUUGGGUAGCCCGGAGCAGUUUCUGCCGGACACGCGCAAGGUUUCCAACAUGAUCCGCCUGCAGCUACUGAACGAGCUGACGGGGGAGCUGCGCGAGAAGAAGGUCCCGAAGCGCAUCAUCCUGCACACACUGCAGAAUCUCAUCGUAAAGCUGUUCGGGCUGCCGGAGGGCAACUCGGCCCUGCGGCUGUACCUGCUCGAUCGGAAGCGCAAAGUGCGCAUACCGCUCGAAAACCACGGCCGUAGCUUGGACUUUUAUUCCGUCGAAGAUACCGACACCAUUGUGUUCGAAUGAUUUCCAUUGCUGAUGUCCUUUGGUGAGGAAUCACAUACGGAUCUUUGAUUGAUAUUUAAAAACAAAAAUCGUGAUGUACUGCUACGCGGAACGUAACAUAUUUUUUAUUUUGUUGUACGUCCAAAUCUAGAGAAAAUGCGUUAAAGAGAUAGAAUGCUUCGCUUCUAUCGUGUGGCAGGUCCCCCACGAGUCUAUUUAGUCGUUUUUUGAUCUAUUUUUCUAUACUCUCUACACGACUAAUCCCGUACUGUUAAACACCUUUUGUUUUGCGUCCCCACAAGAACCUGCGUGUUCCAGUUACUGUAGACGAAAAAGAUAAACGUUUUUUUAUUUAACUCAAAUAAAAAGCACACAGCGGACACUCGUUCAGUGUGUCCUGUGGGUUUGAAAUGAAA
Messenger RNA from Anopheles coustani, 2066 nucleotides. It is a transcript of the gene Tbce, whose product is annotated as tubulin-specific chaperone E. The record is from RefSeq and is a predicted model, not a curated record. Gene Ontology annotation, biological process: protein folding. NCBI's taxonomy places the organism in Eukaryota, Metazoa, Arthropoda, Insecta, Diptera, Culicidae. Gene Ontology annotation, molecular function: alpha-tubulin binding. The coding region runs from base 109 to 1671 and encodes 520 amino acids. The transcript is spliced from 5 exons.